Molecule: messenger RNA, 981 nt
Organism: Trichophyton benhamiae CBS 112371
Lineage: Eukaryota; Fungi; Ascomycota; Eurotiomycetes; Onygenales; Arthrodermataceae
Exons: 1
Coding region: 1-981 (326 amino acids)
Biological process (GO): regulation of transcription by RNA polymerase II
Cellular component (GO): mediator complex
Molecular function (GO): transcription coregulator activity
Source: RefSeq, a predicted model, not a curated record
AUGGACAACGACAGGAGCUCAUUAUUACUUAGAGUGUACUAUAUUCCAAGCAAUCCUGAGUUGCCAACGACAGCAACAAGAACUGUGAUUGAUCGGUUCAAAGCAAUCCAUCAACCGGCUAGGCUUGGACGUUGGGCUCUAGAAUUCAAACUCGUGCGAGACACUGCAUCAUGCCUGCCAGCAGCAAACUUCCCCCAUAAUAAAGUGCCAACUCCGCGAUAUAUGCAUAUUUUAUCACUUAGCCAUUACCAAAAUCAUGGCUUCGUCCGAAUCUCACCACGACCUGAGGUUGAUCCGCUGGACCCAGCCGAAAUAGAGAAACAGAUGAACUCACCGCCACCUGUUCCAAUACCAGCAACUGGAGUUUCUUCUCAAUCGAAACCUUCUGCCGAUAGCAAAGACUUGAAUUCACCCUCUCAAAACGAAGCUCAUACGACGGCGAUAAAGACCUUCGACCCGCAGUCCUACCUGUCCUUUUUUUCCAUGACAACAAAAUUCUUCCAACCACUCUGGAACCACCGCUAUACCGUGGUCGUCACCUCUGGAGAAGCCUAUGAAGUAGGCGACUUUCGGGUCAGGAUAGGCGAAGUUCGUCAGACAAUGCCCAGGCCCCGCCUUCGUGGAGCAAUCGUGGAAAUCGAGUACCGUGGCCCAGGCCAGAGACAGUCGGAGCCAGACCUCACCCGAGAACCUGAAGAGGAUUGGUAUUUCGCUCCUCCUCUCCCGCACUACCCACCCCGUGAGGUUAUUAUACCUACGGAUGAAGACUGGGAGCUGGGAGUGAUGCUAAUACGUGAGCUGUGGGAUAAUUUUUCUAUACCAGGGGCUUCAGAAUCAAUCCAAGUCCCUGGAUUAGGCCUUGAGAGGCGGGAAUACUUUGACAAGGGGGGUGCAUCGGCUCAUACUGCACGCAAAAAGGCUAGCCUCGUUGGAGUUGACCUUGCGAGGCAGUACAUGGAUGUUUUCAAGUUUUACCGGUAG